AUGGACUCGCAAUCACCUCGACGCGAGAAAAGACGACGAACAGAUCGUGUCUCGGCUGCUUGUGACUUUUGUAAAGUACGCAAAGUGAAGUGCGACGGCUCUUUGCCUUGUGGCUAUUGUCAACGGAAGAAACGUGCAGAUACGUGCACCUUCUCGGGGCCGAAGCAGAAGCAGGCGCAUUCCACUGCAAACACGCCAGCUCACAAUGACCGGACGCCUGAUGGACGGAGCACGUCACAGCCACCACGUGCCAGGCAACGGAGCGAUCCUACAUCCCUCCGACAGAGGCUUCAGGGCGACGAGGAGAUAGCUCGCAUUGGACCUUCGCUAUCCCCCACGAUCAGCAGGGACGAUCAUCACGAAGACACUGAAGUACCUCUAGAAGCGCGACUUCUUCGCGACGCGCAAGGCAAAGUCAUCUUCAUCGGAGACUGUGCUCCACUGUCGUUUUUACAGACUGUCAGACAUUUGAUCGCAAGUGAGGUCGAUCCCAACGGUAUCUCAAAUCAGCUAUCAAGAGAUUCGAUUGUCGAGGUCGCAGCUCUCAGACCAUCGACAGCUGCACCGGAUGGCGUCGCACACAUACUUCCGCACGAGGUACGCGGACUCAUGACAGCAUAUUCCAUCGCCACCUGUGGGCUGGUGGAUCUCUUCGACAGGAAUCAGCUGGAAGCUGAGCUAAGUUCAUGGACGAAUGGCGAUCGUCCGACCAUUGCUGCUGCCUCACGAGCUGUUUAUUAUCUGGUUGCAGCGAUCGGGGUACAAGAAACUGACGCUGCCAAAGCAGACCUUUGGUUCGGUCAUGCUAAGGACUUGCUCUUAAGCAACCUCACAAGCAGCAUGAGUGUUGCAACAGUGCAAGGCUUUGCGCUGAUCGCAGUCCAUAUGCUCCGAGCCUUCCAGCCCAAUGGAGCCUAUCUGUACUUCUCCCUGGCCGCUCGGACUUCAUAUGCCAUUGGUUUACACAGGACAGAAGUGAACGCUUCCACAGCAAUGCCCGGAGAAAGAGACAGAAUCUGGAAGAGCCUCCGGGUCGUAGACAUGCUCAUCAGCAACAUGCUUGGUCGUCCACCAUCCACUUCGGACGUCGAUUGCACAGUCAAGUACAGCAGCUCACAGGACCUGGCCGACAAGGAUGCUCAUAUAUUCCUCGAUGCGAGCGUGCAAAUUUUCAUGAUCAUCGAGCGUGUCGUCGUGGAAGUCUACUCGAGAAAGCGUAUCUCCCUGCGAAUUGCCAAUUUCGUGUCACAGCAACUAAAAGGAUGGGCUGGUCAGUGGGUUCGCCAGCUCAUGAGCAUCGUCGAUUCCUGCAGUAUGGAGUCAAUGGACCAGGAGAGUAUCGUCGGUGCAUGUCAGACACUUUCGUCCUACUACUAUAGCAUCAUGCUAUUGACACGACCUUUCUUGAUCUAUGAGCUGUACGAGUAUCUUGGAGCAACACUACGAGGGCAAAGCUCCCGGGCAGAGAAUCAGCAGAAGAAGAAAUUCGCGGAUGCCGCCCUAGAUGCCGCAGCUGCAUUUGUUGAUGUGUUGCGCAAAGUUUUGGCGACUGGCAAAAUGCCGUACAGAAUGCCUCUCGUCGUGUCUUGGCUCUUCACCGCAGCUCUUGUUCUAGCUGUGGGCAUAGUCGGCCGAUCUGGACUGAUGUUCGAGGAGAACUGCAACACCUCGAUUGAAUGUCUGGACUUCUUCGCCAGCAUCGAUCCUCACGCUCAACAGUAUGCUGCGACGGCUAGAGCAAUUCUGAAGACGACGGUGAACCACGUGAAGAAUCGUGAGAAGCAUCUUCAUCUCCAACGCAAGCAAGCGUCUUCGGAGCUGUUCGGUCUACUAUCUGAAGAUGCAGUCGAGCCAGAUGCUCGAAGUGAGCCCGUGCAGAACACCGCCCAUGGGCAGCGUGAGUCCCCGGAAGCUCUGAGACAAGAGAGUACAGGUGCUCCGCCCGAGGGCGCCUGGACGUACUACGAUGCCGACUUCUUCGCCCUUCCGUGGCUCAAUGAGAAUGACCAAGGCCUUCAGGAUUUCCUCCAGCCCGGGCGACAAACCCUCGACGGAUCGCUGGCCGAUAUUCCUCUCUUCCCGAUGUACGACCACAUGUCUGGUCCCCUUGAGUAG
Molecule: messenger RNA, 2115 nt
Organism: Fulvia fulva
Lineage: Eukaryota; Fungi; Ascomycota; Dothideomycetes; Mycosphaerellales; Mycosphaerellaceae
Product: Filamentous growth regulator 27
Exons: 4
Coding region: 1-2115 (704 amino acids)
Biological process (GO): positive regulation of transcription from RNA polymerase II promoter by galactose; DNA-templated transcription
Cellular component (GO): nucleus
Molecular function (GO): DNA-binding transcription factor activity, RNA polymerase II-specific; RNA polymerase II cis-regulatory region sequence-specific DNA binding; zinc ion binding
Source: RefSeq, a predicted model, not a curated record